AUGGCAACCACCGCCCACACCCACACUAGCGCAAACGGGAGAACCUCUCCAAUUGCGACACUCCAUUACGACCAUACUCUAAAUACGCGCACCUAUAAUUACGCUAGCGUGCGUAUGGAGGGUAUGGCAAGUGCGCACAGGAGAACGACGUCCGUCGACUCGAGCUACUCCGCCUUCUUCACCUCCGGCCUGCUGUCGCCCCCCUCGUCCCCUGCUAUGUCCCCCACCUCCCCUACUUCCCCUUCUUCUCUCUCAAUUUCACCGUUCUCUUACCCCUCCUCCGCAUACUAUAACCCUCCAUCCUCCUCGCGCCACAAUCCGAAAAGUAGCAGAAUGCAGAUGAAGGUCGACGUGAACGUAAACGUGAACGUCAACCCGAGCCGACAGCUACCGUCGACGUCGAUGCUCGAGCUCGCGUCGCCCAGCGAGGCGUACGGCGGCGACGCGCUCUAUUUCGUUGCGCUGUUACAGCAGAUGGAGGACGACGAGUCCGACAUUGGCGUAGGAGGUGAACAAGAUGAUGUUGAGGAUGUUGAGGAUAAAGGUGAUGGGGAGAAGGAUCUGCGCGAGCUGACGAGCUUCCUGUCGCUCGAUGCGUCCUCGGCGUCGCAGUAUACGCGCUCUACGAAGACGAGGACGAGGACGAGUUCAUCGACGACGCGCUCUCCGCUCCCCGCCUCCCGCUCCCACCCCCGCUCCCAUCCCCACGAUCAACCGCAUUCACCGCGUUCACCCACCGCGAGCACGACAUCCACCUCAACAUCCACGUCGGCUUCGGUAUCGCCCGUAACCCCGCCUUCGUAUCCAUUCUCGCAACACCAACACCAACACCAACAACAUCACGCAUAUCACGCAUAUCACUCGACUGCACACCCCCAUCCGUAUCACUCUGCUUCCGCUUCUGCUUCUGCUUCUGAUUCAUCAAUGCCAAUGCCAACGUCAACGUCGACGCCAGUUCUAGAUCUUACGAACACGGACGGUCGCGGUAGUGCUAAAUCGGACAACGGCGCCGGUGUCGCUAUUGUCGCUAAACACACUAACAACAACAACAACGCCAACAACAACAACAACGCCACCACCACCACCAACAACCCCAACAACACCGCCGAACGCGCCGCCGCCAAGGCGAGGACGGACCACCCGCGGUCGUUCCUGCCCUCGCUCCGGCACCACUCCCCGUCGCAUCCUCCUUCCCUUCUCUCGCCUCCCCCAACCUCACUCCACAAAAUCCCGUCCCUGGCGCUCCCCCCGCCUGUCGUGUCGUCUUUCGUGUUCGACGACUCCGAGUCUGACGAUGACGAUGACGAUGAAGGGGAAGAAGAGGAAGAGGAGGAGGAGGAGGCGUGCGCCCUCGGCGGCCCGGCUCAACCUGCCCACCGCCAUCCACAUCCACAUCAACAUCGCCAUCCACACCACCAUCCACAUCAACAUCGAGACCGGACGGCGCACCGCACGGGCGCGCACACGGCCCCGCUGCUCGCGGCCUUCCCCGCCCCGCCGCGCACGUCGCUGGCCCUGAGGCUGUCCCUGCACCUCCCGAAGACGUCGUUCUUUGAUGAGUUGGAGGAUGGGGGUGGGUUGGUUGGGGGAGAGGAGGGGGAGGAGGGAGGGGAGGGGUUGGUUGUGAGAGGGGAGAAAGAGGAGGAGGAGAAAGAGGAGGGGGUAAAGGAGGAGAGGGAGGAGGAGGAGGAAGGGGCGAGGGAGUCCUAUCUAUCCCUCACAUCGCCGACCUCGCCGCCCCCUCGAUCUCGACCUCAACCCCGACCCCAGCUUCGGCUUCAGCUUCGAACAUCUUCUACCCGGCCUUCGCAUACGCGCACACCCUCGAUCACGCUGUCCCCGCUGUCUACGCUAUCCGUCCCCAAACGCGCGCUAUCUACUUCCAAACGUGCGCUUUCCAAGUCUAACUCUGCACGACGGACGGUCGGGAGCCGGAGGAUACGUGCGCCUGCGCCUGUGACGGCUUCCGCGCUCUCCCCCUCGCUCUCCCCCUCCUUCACCCGCUCCGCGCUCUCCCCCUCCCCCUCCUCCACGCUCUCCUUCACCCGCCCCUGCACACGCCCGGGCACGCACACGCGCACGCUGUCGCAGAAGGCGCGGGGGCGCGGGAAGAGGUGGACGCAGGUGAGCACGACGUCGUCUGCGAGCGUGUCGACGGGGUACAGGACGUGCAUGCGCGCGGACGCGCUGGCGGCGCUGGAGGGCCGGGUGUGGGGGCGCGGAGGGGUGUGUGGGCGCGGAGGAGGAGGGGGUGUCGUGGAGGUGGGGGGACGGGGUAUAGAGGGAGGGGAGGGAGAAAGGGGAGAGGGAGGGGAGGUGCUGAUGAGUACGUGGUCGGACGAGGAGGACGGCGAAGAGGAGGAUGGUGAAGGGGACGGUGCAGAUGGCGAGGACCUUUGGGAGGACGAUCUCGAGGAGGACGAAGAUGGGUAUGCCGAAGAGUGGGCGGGAGGGGACGGAGGGGAUGGAGUACGGACGGAGAGAAGAGCGGAGAUGUCGUGGAUGGACUUUAACCAGCCCAAUGUUCUCGCCCCCCACUCCGCGUCAGCCACGUCGAAUAUGUCAAAUAUGGCGAACGAGUCGAGCAAGUGGGGAGGGUCAAGGGGGCUGUCGAGCAAGUGUGGAGGGUCAGGGGGGCUGUCGAGUAAGUCGGGUGAGUCGUACAAGUGGAAGUGGAAGUGGCAGUCGAUGUACUCGAUUGGGAGCUCUGCUUUCGCGUCCCCGUUCACCGCUCGUUCUAUCGUUGGAGAGGGAGCGGGAGUGGGAGAGGGAGAAGGAGCGGGAGAAGGAGUGGGAGAGGGAAGAGGAGAGGGAGUGGGAGAAGGGAGACCGUUCUCUGCGUCGUCGACGUCGUUGCCGGACUUGCCGUUCCCAUCCUCGACUUCAACUUCGACUUUGACUUCGGCGUCUGCGUCUGGGUUUCCGUCCGCGGUGUCCCGGCAUUCGAGGCUGUCGAUGUCGUUAAUGCAAGCGGUGGAGCUCGAAUUUGAACUCGACGCGCCAUCGCCCACGGCGGGGGCGGCGGGAAUGCUGUCCCCGCUCUCGCUCUCGCACUCCGCGUCGUUCGCGCUGCCCCCACAAUUAGCACAACCAGCGCAUUCCGUACAAUCGCCAGCGCAUUCCGUGCAAUCGCAGACGACGUUUCCGCUCGCGCCUUUGACCAACCGCCCGGGCAAGGGCAAAGGCAGGGGGAAGAAGGGGGUGGGGGUGCAAGCGGAGGCGGGGGAGAGGAAGGAGAGGAAGGAGGCGGGGGAGAGAAUGGAGGCGAGGGAGAGGAAGGAGAGGGGGAAGGAGAUGACGUCGUUCAUGCUCAUCGACGCCGACGAGCGCACCGCGCGGAGUGCGAGGGAGAAGGGCGGGUUCGGGAAGUCGUUCAUUGAUUUCUGA
Molecule: messenger RNA, 3387 nt
Organism: Pleurotus ostreatus (oyster mushroom)
Lineage: Eukaryota; Fungi; Basidiomycota; Agaricomycetes; Agaricales; Pleurotaceae
Exons: 2
Coding region: 1-3387 (1128 amino acids)
Source: RefSeq, a predicted model, not a curated record